AUGCCCGACAUCCUCCCGAGCAGCCCACAGGGCCAGGCCCUGCAGGCCGCCAUCCAGACCAAGCUCGCCCAGCUCGGCUGGUGCGAGGAGGACGACUCGGUCAUGGCCGAGUACUGCCUCGUCAUGCUCGGCAACCGCAAGACGGCCGACCAGAUCUCUGCCGAGCUGUCCGACCUCAUCGGCGGCGACUCGUUCGACCCGUCGUUCGUCACCUGGCUCUUUGACGAGGUCAAGAAGCACUACCCCGAGCCGGCCGCAUCCGCACCCGCACCUUCUGCCGCCGCCUCGUCCGCCCCGACCGGCCCCGCCGCCUCGUCGUCCCGCGGUGGUCCCUCGAACGGCAUUCCCGCGCGCCCGGCGGGCCCCAUCGGCGGCGGCCGCAACGUGUUCGGCGCCGCCGUGUCGGGCGUCAAGCGCGGCGCGGCAGAGCUCGACGGCGGGGACCGCCAGGGCCAGCGUGCACGGUUCGAUGCGCCGACGGGCCCGAGGGCAGGUGGCGGCAGCGGUGGCAAGGGCCUGUUCGAGCGCGUCGGCGGCAACAACCCGCAGUUCGCGCCCGGUCCUCGCGGCCCGAUGAACACGACGGGCAUGCCGCAGCCUGCAUUCGACGCCAUCACGCAGGCCGUCACGGCCAUCCAGAACGGCGCCCACCCGUCCAUCCUCGCCCAGAUCCCCUUCCCCGCCCUCGCCGCGCACCCGCUCGCCCAGCGCCUCCCGCCGCACAUCAUGGCCCAGGCGCAGGCCAACGCCGUGGCGCAGGCGCAGGCCAUGGCGGCCAUCCAGACCGUGUGGAACGCGCCGCCGGGCGCGUUCAACCCGAACGGCGGCGCCGGCCCCGGCCCCGCUCGCGGCGGCGCGCCCUUCAACCCGAACGCGCCCGCCUUCAACCCGGCGUUCGGCGGCGGUCCCGGCGGCCCUCCUCGCGGCGGUCCCGGUGCGGGUCCGAGCGGCGCCGGCGCGCCUCGGCCGAGUGGCCCGCCCGUCGUGCUGCCCAGCAAGCCGGCGCAGGAGCAGAUCUGCAAGCACGGCGUCGAGUGCACGAGGCCGACGUGCCCGUACUCGCACCCGAGCCCGGUCGCGACCAAGGAGAGCGGGCUCGUCCUGAGCAGCGACCCGUGCGACAAGCAGCUCAAGUGCGAGGACCCUGACUGCCCCAAGUCGCACGUCUCGAAGGCGCAGAAGACGCACCCGCCCUCGUCCGCCGCGUCGUCCUCCCCUGCCCCUUCCCGUCCUCCUCCUGCCGCCGCCACCGCCCCGAACCCGUCGACCAUCGCCGGCGCCGGUAUCAAGCCGUGCAAGUUCGGCUCGGCGUGCACCCGCCCCGGCUGCGUCUUCCGCCACCCGUGGGACACGCCCGGGCCGGGCGGCGCAGGGCAGCAGACGUGCCGGUACGGCGCGGCGUGCACUCGGCCCGACUGCCACUUUGCGCACCCGACGCGUCGGCCGGCCGCCUACAGCCGCAACCAGUUCUCGGCCACGUUCGGCACGUCGUCGUCGUCGUCGCCCGCGUCGGCGGCGCCUGGCUCGUCGGCGCCCGGCGCCACGGCGGCCAAGGGCGAGGGCGCGAUCGGCGCGUGGCCGAGCGAGAGCAAGGAGCACAUCUCGGAGCGGCUCAAGCGGUUUGCGGGUGGCGACGCGGCCGGCGGCGACAAGGAGCGGAUCGUGCCCGGCGGCGGCGAGGGCGAGAACGGCAAGGACGCCAACGGCGACGACAAGGUCGAGAUCAACCUCGACGACGACGAGGAGCACCACAAGAAGGAGGGCAGCGCGGCCAAGGCGUGAGCUGGAGCGAGUCCGUCGUGCCGUAGAGCGAGUCGUUCCUCUCUCUCUUUCCUUGUCUCUUCCCCUCCCUCCCUCUUCGUCCUGUGCGCUCUAUCGUGCCCUUUCGCCCUCGGUCAAUCAAAACGAUGUUUCUCUCCUCGUGCGGCGCCCGAGCACGGCGCCGCACGAGCCCUCCCUGUA
Messenger RNA from Rhodotorula graminis WP1, 1962 nucleotides. RefSeq lists its product as uncharacterized. The transcript has 6 exons. Gene Ontology annotation, cellular component: nucleus; cytoplasm. Gene Ontology annotation, molecular function: poly(A) binding. Lineage: Eukaryota; Fungi; Basidiomycota; Microbotryomycetes; Sporidiobolales; Sporidiobolaceae. The record is from RefSeq and is a predicted model, not a curated record. Bases 1 to 1782 code for a protein of 593 amino acids. Gene Ontology annotation, biological process: regulation of mRNA stability.